Molecule: messenger RNA, 3104 nt
Organism: Cyprinus carpio (common carp)
Lineage: Eukaryota; Metazoa; Chordata; Actinopteri; Cypriniformes; Cyprinidae
Product: centrosome and spindle pole associated protein 1-like
Biological process (GO): positive regulation of cytokinesis
Cellular component (GO): centrosome; microtubule; spindle pole
Source: RefSeq, a predicted model, not a curated record
CGUCACGACCGAACAAAGCCAGGAAGACUGGAAGAGAAGAGUAGCGGCGCUCUGUUUCUAUUCAAUGCAACCGGAGAUCAGUGAAAUCAGAUUUUGAACCGAUUAACAUAUUAGAUAGUUUCCAACAUAUGAACAGAUCCAGAUAUCAGAUGACACAUUUAUUACCUUUACCGAAUGAAACAGUAUAUUUUCUGUUGAGAUUAUUAGUUCGGAAUAGAGUUUGUAACAGAUAACACCUUAGAUUUAGUAAAUAAACAGCACAUUUAGUAACUUUUAUUACCGUGCUUAUUAUCGAUGUGAUCUGAUCAAAUGGUUCUUUUGUGGAAUGGAAGAUCGGAUGUAUUCAGGUUCAGAUGAUUAAACUGAGUUUCAGCACCAGAAGGAAUUCAGAGAAAUGGAUGAGUUAUUGGAGAAGUUUCUGUAAGAUCAGAAAACAAAGCUAGCAGAGGAGAAGGCAUGUCUGGAACAGGAGCCCCCUUACAUGGAGAUGAGGAGGCAGACAGGCCAUAUUCUCCAGAAAGAUAACAUACCUUCACGUACAAGUCAGCAAGAUGGUGUGAGUCUGCCACUCGGAGAGCAAUAUGAGAGAAAGAAACACAAACUGCAAGAAGAACUCAGGAAUGAUUACAGGAAAUACAUGGCAGAGAAAGAUCACUGGGAUGCUGUUGACAUUCACACAGUUCCAGAGAGAAGACGAAUACCCAGGACGGUCCGUGUGAGGGAUGUGGCCACCCUUACAGAGGUGUGUGGGCUGGGAUGGGGUGUGUGUAGCUCUGAGGAAGACUGCAUUGAUGAUGAACUCAUGCUUUUGCAAGGGAGGCGACAUCAGAGAGAGAGAGACACCAGGACGGCAAACAGAAGAAGGGAACUGUACACAGAGACAGGACAUCACACGAGCAAACUACAGCACAGAAACAGAAUGUCGAUAUCCGUUGCGACCCAAGCCAACGAAAGAUCUGUAUCUGCGGCCAGUCAGGACACAGUUUGCACCACUGGACUUUUAAUAGGUGCAGUGGAUCUGGAGACCAAACUGCAGAGGAAAAAGGAACGUUAUAGAUGUGAACUACAGGAACAAAUUGCAGAGAAACAGAGUCACAGGAGGAGGGAGAAGGAACUGGACCUGAGAGUUUCAACAAAUGCUGAGAAAAAGCAGCUCUUUGUGAGUGAGGCGUCUGCGUACAGAAAGCAACCAAGGGAUGACAUCAUCCGCCUGGACACUGCUGAUUCUCCUGAGGGUGUUCUACAAUACAGGACAGACCUUUUGUCUCCUUGCAGGGUGCCUUUUGUCCCUACUCACCUCCCAUUCCUUACAGAUGCCUAUAAGACUCCAAAUAAUGAUUCUGAGAGUUUGUUGAGCCCCAGUAGAACCUCAUCAUCAGGAGAGCCACACCCACUCAGUCCACACAGCAGAAGCACUCACAGACAGAGGAUUGUGGGUGAGAAUGAAGUUGAGGGUUCAGGUCUUUUAGUGUUUCCUGCACAUCACGCAAAGACGGACAGACUCAGCUAUAAAGAGGAGCUCAGAAAGCAGAUAGAGGAGCGGGAUGCACAGAGGAGGGUGGACAGAGAGGAGAAGCAAAGACUGGAGGCUAAUCUUGUAGCCGAUAUGAGAGCAUAUGAACCCUGGGGAAGAGGCGGAGCUGGUGCACCACUCAGAGACAGCACUGGAAAUCUAAUCACUGAUCUGAAGAAGAUGCAUCUUUUGAAUGCAGCAGCUGCAGCACCACCACAAAAGCCGGAGAGGCCAGGUUUUGCCGAGACACACACUCCACAGUUUGCAAGAGGGAAUGUGUUUAAUCAGAUGCUGUCACCCCAGCGACUACUGGAGCAAGACCAAUACAAAACUUACCUGAGACUCCAGGUAGAAGAGAAGCGAAGGAAGCAGGUGGAGGAGAGAGAGCAGAUGAGGGCAGAGGAGGAGAGGGAGGACAGGCGACUGGAGGAACAGAGAGAGAAAUUUAGGAGAGAGUAUGAAGAGGAGCAGAAGAGCAGAAACCACAGAGAGAUGGAGCAAAAACUGAAGAAUGAAGAACUCACUCAUCUUGUGGAGGAGAAACGGAGGGAUGCAGAAAAAAAGCAAAAAGAAGAAGAAGAGAAAGAGAGAGCAGCUGUUCAACGUGCACCAUCCCCUCCUAUCCCUACCCUACAGAAGAAACACUGCAACCCUUCAAAUGCUACGGAUUUCUCUGUGUUUCGGGCUCUUCCAUCUCCAGAAAACAGAAACAGCCAGAGAACAGAGAAGUACAGAAGUGAGGUUGUAAAUGAGCUGUGUGCUUUAAGAAGACGUCUGCGCAGUGAACAGCAGCAUCUGGAGGAGCAGCUCUUGCAGACAGAGUGGGAGCAUCUCCCCUCCCCCUUCACUGACAGGCACAGGAUGGAUGUGUUUGACAUGGCUCGUUUGGGCAUGCCUGUGCGAGGCCCCUCCUCCCGCGGCACUGAGCCAAUCAGCUCAGAGGGGGCCAAUGACGUCAUGUACAGGGAUGCCUUUAUGCCUAGAACAUGGCAGUCUAGGAACAGAGAUGUUGAGGGUGGACGAGGAUCUGUGCUUCUGUCAGAAAGUGAAUUUAUUGAUCUGAAUGGAGUUGCUUUCCCAGUUCCUCCAGACAGUGAGAGGAAAUCUGUUAAGCUGUCUGCACGAGAGCUACGCAGACUAGCAAACCUUAAGUCUGCAGAGAGGAAGCCAGUGCAGCUGCAGUCUCUCAAUAUGAGGCAGCUCAGAGACACAAACCUCAUCAGGACGAAGAGACUACAAGCCUUUGGCCAUCACAGCAUCACAGCAGGAGGCUGCUCUGACGACGAUGAUGAAGCAAGUUGUGGUGAUGAGCAUUUUACCCUGCAGUCUCCUGGCAGGCCCAGCUCCAUUGAUACCACCACUGCCGAGUCCUGGACUCAAGCAGAAACAUCAGACACGCUCAGAAGGCUGAUGUCUGGCUCUAAACUUUAAGAUGGGCCAUAAUAUACAUGACCGCACAUGCUCAGAGUGUGUGAGCACUUUACUGCAAUGCAGUAUAUAUAGGAGAUUUUAUGUAGUCUUCAGAUCUCUUAAAUAAAAGACUGAUCAGCGGAAUCUCUUCGAGAUCAUCUGCUUUAACUGCUUCACAAAA